GCAGGCACUGUGUGCUGGGGCAUGGAAACGCUGGGGUGCAAAUUUAGCAGAAGCCACUUGGCUGGUUAGGAGCAGAGGGUCUGACAGCCAUCUGGGCCCUGCUCAAGGCCCCUGCACACUGUGCUGGAGGGAAGCAGCUGGGGAAGGCAGAGGGGUUGCUCCUGCCUUGGGAAAAGGCAAAGCCAUGUGUGAGAGCAGCUGUGGUGGCGUUUGGCUCUCCAUCAGGGCGAAACCACCACAAACACCUGUGGGACUGGGACCCGCACUAACACCAAAGCAAAGGGAACUGCUAAAGGGGGAUUUCCUGACGGUGUCCCUGCAGACACUUGCACCAACGGGGCAGCAGCAGCUAUUCUGGGCGGUCAUGGGGGGCCAGCAUAUAAAUAGCCCGUGGGACGCAGGCAGGGGUUGCUAUAAAAAGCCCCAACAGGCAGCUCGAGUGUCCUGCGCACCGAGCGGAGCAGAGGUAACAACUCGCUGCAGCUCCAGGGCUGCUGGGACCGGGCUGGGGGGGACCUGGGGGUCUGCAGCCGGGCACCGGGGUCCUUCUGCGCAUGGAGCAGCUCGCCCUGGGCUGGGUGCUGCUGGCCAGCACCCUGUUUGGCACCGCAGCCACUGGCAGCAGGCGAGACCUCGAGGCCAUCAAGGAGGUGGCGAUGGACAUGGUCCUCAGCUCCUUUGACGACCAGUACCAGGGCUGCAGCCGCAUGAUGGAGAAGGAGCUGGAGGAGCUGAACCGCACCGAGUUCGCCAACCCUGACUACGCGGAGGGCUGGAGGGGUGCAGUGACGGAGUGGAGGAAUCGAUGGGGCCGUGCCACCCGCCCGCAGGCGCUGCGGCAGGAGCAGGCGAUGGCCGUGCUGGCGUACACCGCCGAGAGGGGCCUCUACAAGCAGUUCAACACCGCCGUGCGCGAGGGCGGGCGCUCCCGCGAGCACUACCUCCAGUCCUUCCCCUUCAAGACGCUGCAUUUCCUCCUGACCAAGGCCCUGCACACCCUGCGGGAGGCCCAGGGCCACAGCUGCCACCGCGUCUACCGCGGCAUCAAAGGCACCCGCUUCACAGCCCAGCUCCGCCAGACCGUCCGCUUCGGCCAGUUCACCUCCGCCUCCCUCCAGAAGAAGGUUGCUGAGUCCUUUGGCCAGGACACCUUCUUCUUUUUGGAUACCUGCUACAGCGUCCCCAUCAAGAACUUCUCCUUCUACCCUGGUGAGGAUGAAGUCCUCAUCCCACCCUAUGAGGUCUUCAAGGUCACCAACUUCACCCGUGACAGAGACGGAAACUUCAUCCAUCUCCACUCCCAGACUGCGCUCAGCACCUACAACUGCGAGUUUGUGAAGGGCACGAGCAGUCCCAGGGAACCCCCACACCUCUGGAGUCUCCUCUUGGCAGCCGCAGCCCUGGCAGCCGUGGGACGCCUCUAACCCAGCUAUGCUGCUGCUGCACCUCCGCAAGGAAAACGGGGCAGAAACGUGAGAACACAUUUAAUGGACACUGUGGGAUUUCGCUUUCCUCUGCCAGAUGCUUUCUGCUCCAGCAGGAGCGGUGCCACCGGCCCCAGGAUGCUCCGGUGGCCCUAGAACACCAGCAGAGGCUGGAGGAAGCCUUUUCCUGGCUUUUGCAGAGAAAUAAAAGCACUGCUGGAGGA
Anas platyrhynchos (mallard) is the source of this 1648-nucleotide messenger RNA. Its product is annotated as erythroblast NAD(P)(+)--arginine ADP-ribosyltransferase-like. Lineage: Eukaryota; Metazoa; Chordata; Aves; Anseriformes; Anatidae. The record is from RefSeq and is a predicted model, not a curated record. Gene Ontology annotation, molecular function: NAD+ poly-ADP-ribosyltransferase activity; NAD+-protein-arginine ADP-ribosyltransferase activity.